This is a messenger RNA of Polypterus senegalus (gray bichir), 1200 nucleotides long. RefSeq names its product LIM domain transcription factor LMO4-A-like. Lineage: Eukaryota; Metazoa; Chordata; Cladistia; Polypteriformes; Polypteridae. The coding region runs from base 119 to 622 and encodes 167 amino acids. The transcript has 5 exons. The record is from RefSeq and is a predicted model, not a curated record.
AGCGCGGAGAGCGGAGUUUGAAGGCAGCGUGUGCUCCUUCCGGAGCGGACAUCUUCGAGGCGCGUUCGGGAUUCUCGACGUGGGACGCUUCGUUCUGUUCUGACCAAACGUUGGCAUCAUGGUUAACAGCCGCUCAGCGGAGUCGUCCACCGUAUCUGUGGCUGGCGGGGGCUCACCCACGCGGUCCUGUGCGGGCUGUGGAGGGAAGAUUGCAGACCGCUUCCUGCUGUACUCCAUGGAGCGAUACUGGCACACCCGCUGCCUGAAAUGCUCGUGCUGCCAGGCUCAGCUGGGGGAAAUUGGCACGUCCUGCUUCAGCAAGGGAGGCAUGAUCCUCUGCAGGAACGACUACAUCAGACUUUUUGGACACAGCGGCGCUUGCAGUGCGUGCGGUCAGUCCAUUCCAGCCAGUGAGAUGGUGAUGAGAGCCCAGGGAAAUGUCUACCACCUUAAGUGUUUCACUUGCGCCACCUGCAGGAACAGGCUGGUCCCAGGAGAUCGCUUCCAUUAUGUCAACGGCACCAUCUUUUGUGAGCACGACAGGCCAUCGUCUGGACUGCUGGCCAGCCACCUUCCGUCUCUGCAGCCCAACCCGCUGAUGCCCGAUCAGAAGGUCUGCUGAAGCCCACCCAGGUCGAGCCCUCGCACCCCUUUGUGCCUUUUUCCCCUUUUGCUUUUUGGCCUUUUUUUGUUUUUCUUCAUCUUGUUGGCACCAAAUUGCUUCUCCUGAACAGAGCGGGCGACUUGCCAUCUGAGUGGCAGAGGACAGAAGUGCUUCGCAGGUGGCCGCCUGGCGGGGUGUGCUGGACCACACCUGUCUGACCUGCGUGACGACGGUGGUGGGCUGAGUGGUAGUGCCAUGUCGGUUGGUGGCGUGCCCAGCAGGGUCACCGACUCGGCCCGCCGCGCUGUCGACUCUUCUUCUCUUUGGGUUAAAGUUUCUUUUGCUCUUUGCGCAUGUAGCUUUUUAUUUUAUUUUUUUAUACUCUUGUGUCACUGGGUGGGUGGGGGGUGUGGGUGCCCGCGGGUGGGAUGAGAAUCUCUCUGUAUAGCAACAUUGAAGUGCUUUUGUAUUAAAUUUUAUUUUGCUGUUGUGGAUGUACAGCUUGGUGAGGUUUGUAAAUAUUCAGAGUGUUGUCUUCCUCGUUUUGAGGAUUUCUUUUCAGAUUGUUCACAAUAAACUUGUUGAAGUACUGAGUU